UUCUGCAGGACACUUUCAGUUUAAGCGCCAUCUCUCAAGCAGGGCUUCAGUAAUGGCAAGCAGACUUUUUCUUCAGAUUCCUUGCGCUGCAAAGCGAUUCUUAACUUUUAAUCCCGUUCUGAGAGCGGCUCAGUGUACUAUGGGUACGCUUAAAGGGAUUCCAACAGAUGACGAGCAGGCGACCGGACUGGAACGCCGCGCUCUGCAAGCGUUUAAGAAAGGACAGGACCCGUAUAGCAUACUGAAGCCCAAAGAGUAUGCUGGUACCAAAGAAGAUCCACACAUUGUGCCUUGCAUUGGUACCAAAAGACUGGUGGGAUGCGUGUGUGAGGAGGACAACACUGCCAUCGUGUGGUUUUGGGUUCACGAGGGGAACCCCCAGCGGUGCCCGUCCUGUGGGUCCCACUAUAAAUUGAUCCACACUCAGCUCCCACAAUGAACCACAAGGAUGAUGCACUCACUCUCUGCUCCAUACACACCCAAUUUGACCACCUGUGGCCAGGUGCACUGUGUAUCAAUAAAGACUUCUAAUUUCA
Megalops cyprinoides (Indo-Pacific tarpon) is the source of this 536-nucleotide messenger RNA. Its product is annotated as cytochrome c oxidase subunit 5B, mitochondrial. NCBI's taxonomy places the organism in Eukaryota, Metazoa, Chordata, Actinopteri, Elopiformes, Megalopidae. The record is from RefSeq and is a predicted model, not a curated record. The transcript has 4 exons. Gene Ontology annotation, biological process: mitochondrial electron transport, cytochrome c to oxygen. Bases 53 to 439 code for a protein of 128 amino acids. Gene Ontology annotation, cellular component: mitochondrial envelope.